AUGUCAUCACCAUUAUAUCUCGUCCUCCUCUUCGUCGUCUUCAUCAGCCACCGUGGAGCCACCACCGAAGCCGCCAACGAACCAGUAAUCGACGUCUACGGUAAAAGACUCCAAUCAGGCAUCAGCUACUACAUCUUGCCUGUAGUUCGCGGCCGCGGCGGCGGACUAACCGUGUCCGAAUCCGAGAACACAACUUGUCCGAGAAUUGUGACCCAAGACCAAUCCAAGGACUCUAAAGGCCUGCCCGUAGAUUUCACACCAUAUGACAAAUCAAGAACCAUCCGUGUCUCGACUGAUCUAAACUUUGAGUUCUCUCUAUUUACGAUCUGGAAAUUAGACAGUUCCGAGGAGACGCCGAAUCAGUUGUUUAUUUCAACUUGUGGCGUUUCGGGGAACCCGGGUCAGAAAACGGUUAGUAACUGGUUCAAGAUCGACAAAUUCGAAGAUGCUUACAAGAUCGUGUUUUGUCCUUCUGUCUGCAAUUUCUGCAAAGUCAGGUGCGGAGACAUUGGAGUGUUUGUGAAAGAUGGAAAGAGAAGACUUGCUUUAAGUGAUGUUCCAUUAAAAGUCAUGUUCAAAAAAGCAUAG
This is a messenger RNA of Thlaspi arvense, 588 nucleotides long. Lineage: Eukaryota; Viridiplantae; Streptophyta; Magnoliopsida; Brassicales; Brassicaceae. The record is from the annotation of a GenBank genome assembly.